GGUCUGGUCAAGUUCUUACGCAGCGCACGAGCGAUUUUGACCGCAUACAAUCUCGUGCCGAUCAAACACCGAGCUCCGCCACACUAUCCAUACGAGCUGGAGUGAUAUACCCGGAUUGGAGGAAGAGAGAAUAUAAAUCUAUUGGGCUCGAAGGUUAUAGCAAGGUGAAUGUACCUAUUCGAAAAAGGUAAAAUGGAACCGCGGGCGUCUGACGCAUAUAGCAAUCUCCUCGGUGGGAAAAUAUCACGACAGCCACCAUGAAGCCCGUGCGUUUUGUCUCGGCCAUCGCCGCGACAAGGUUCUUCAGCCUCAUCGCGGCGGACUGGCAGUUUCGCAGCCGUCCAGACCUGACACCGCCGCGGUUGAACAUUACAAUUCCUGCCACUGGCGAUGUUGAGGAGGGUUACCUCUUCCUCGCCCCAUUUGCUGGAUAUUCCGAUACUCCUACUGAGCAGCAUGGGCCCCGCCAGGCUGGACCGUACAUUUUCAAGGACAAUGGCGACCUCAUUUGGUCCGGGUACGCUCAGUACAGCAUCUGGGCUACCAACUUCCAGGCAGGCCGCUGGAAGGGGAAAGACGUCUUGUUCAGUUUCGAGGGUGACCAUAAUGCCGGCUACGGCCAUGGACACGGGCACAUCACCUUUAUGGAUCAGCACUACGAGACCAUUCGUGAGCUGCGUGCUGGAAACCAUAAGCUUGUCGACAAGCAUGAGUUCCACAUUGUCAACGAAGAAACUGGUCUAAUUCAGAUCUAUCAACCUGUCGCUCGGGAUCUCAGGGAAUGGGGUGCUGGCCCGGACCAGCAGUGGAUCGUCAAUGCAAUCAUUCAAGAGCUAGAUAUUUCCACGGGCAGACUCCUGUUUGAGUGGCGCAGCUUGGAUCACGUUUCCCCUGAUGAAGCAAUCCUUCCCAUAAACCCGGGGCAGGCGGGCUCCGGUUAUAACUCCUCCGACGCGUGGGAUUACUUCCACAUCAAUAGUGUCGACAAGGAUACUGACGGCAACUAUCUAAUCUCGGCAAGAGACGCUUGCGCAAUACACAAGAUCAACGGGACUGAUGGCUCCAUCAUUUGGCGCCUCAACGGCAACCGCUCUGAUUUUAAGAUGGCCAACAACACGAAAUUCUGCUUCCAACACCACGCCAGAUGGAUACACCAAGGCGACAAUAUCGAGAUCAUCAGUCUGUACGACAACAGCGCCCAUGGAACUGAACACAACGGAGGGUCCGAGGUGCACACUGCUCCGACAAGUAGCGGCAAGGUUCUGAAGCUGAAUACCACGUCGUGGACAGCUGAGCUUGUUUGGGCUUUCUUUCCACCAGAAGGUCUCCUGUCUAAGUCGCAGGGAAGUACUCAAGUCUUGCCGAACGGAAAUGUCCUCGUUGGUUGGGGAUCCGAGGGCGCAGUGACCGAGUUCACCAAGGAGGGGACACCCAUCUUUCAUGCAUACAUGGACUCGGGUGUGCUGGGCGCGGGUGUCCAGAACUAUCGUGCUUUCCGGUAUAACUGGACUGGGCUUCCCAACGAGGAUCCCGCCAUUGUCGCACUGCAGAACGACGGCGGAACAACCGCGUACGUGUCGUGGAACGGAGACACGGAGACGGCUGCUUGGCGCUUCUACGCCGCAACUGAUGAGUUUGGUUCUCGUGAGUUCCUCGGCGAGGUUCCUCGCUCGAGCUUCGAGACGAGCUUGCGGAUUCCAAAGAGGAAGCUCAUUGGCGUAGUGGCGGACAGCGUCGACGCUGCAGGGAGGACGUUGGUCUCGACUGCCGUCGUGAAGGUCGAAGAGGAGAUUUUGCCUGCAAAUGGUAUUGCUCAGCGGCAAAACCGGUUCGCACACCAGAAGCCGGUUGCGAACUGGAGGCCACGAGGCAGCGCAGGCGAGCUGUAGGCUGGUCCUUCGGAUGAGCCGGAUGCUCGCCGUCAAGGUGCCAUUAACGAUAGACUCGAGACGAGCGAUAUUGUCUCGGCGUUUGUUUGAUUGCCUUUUCUUUGCUUUUGUCCGUCCCGACCUCGUCACUCGUUUUCGCACAUGUAAAUAGUUGGCCGAAAGCCUCACAAUACGACUCCAGUCCUUACCG
Messenger RNA from Purpureocillium takamizusanense, 2079 nucleotides. RefSeq lists its product as uncharacterized. The record is from RefSeq and is a predicted model, not a curated record. The transcript is spliced from 3 exons. The coding region runs from base 258 to 1889 and encodes 543 amino acids. NCBI's taxonomy places the organism in Eukaryota, Fungi, Ascomycota, Sordariomycetes, Hypocreales, Ophiocordycipitaceae.